UUAAACCCUUUGGUUUACUACCAUUCCCCCGCAAGCUUUGGUGGCUUGUGUGGUUAAGGAGUUUUGUCAGGAGAGAAAGAGAUUACAUGUGCUUGUUGCACAGGACUCAAACGGUAGGUCCUUGCUCACUUGUGUGCAGGGGAUUUCAAGGAUUUAACUGGGAGUAACAAGUGCCUACAGUAGAUAUAGUCAGUGUUAUUCAUCUACUUAUGGACUACAGAGAGAAACUAUGUAGUAAUAGGAAUCUGUGAUAGGAAUCUGAAAGAAGAUGUGACUUUGUUCUGCUUUAACGUAAACUAUACAUUGAGCCUCACUGAAGUGAUCCUGAAGGAUACGGCCCUCACACUUCAAAUAGAUCUCCUGCAUUGCACGUGAACCUGAAUAACAGCUCUGUACAACAACUGGUCUGCCUUGUCUUACUUGGUAGCAUUUUACUUUUUUUCUGACAAAGAAGAGAGAAAGUGUCUCAAAAGGCUCGUAUGCAUUUGUCAAUGGAUACCCUGGGAAUGGUGGACGAUAGUUGUCUUGACAACUAUGACAUGGCAAAAGCUGCUGGGUCAAGCUGUGGAGGCAGGGUCCACAGUAUUGAUGUCAUACUGGGAUUCACUAAAGACCAGGACCCUUUACUCCAUUCGAUAGGCGAGGAUGACAGGCAGCAAGCCAACGAAGAAACCCCACAACACCCUGAGAAGCAGUCGGACCCCUAUGGGCACCUUCCAGAAUUGGGUGAUAGUUCCCAACAUUCUUCCUACCAUGAAUCUGACCUUUUCUCUGGUGACAAGUGUGAUGAAGAAAUGAGUAACCUGCAGAAGGAAAUGGACGUUGCUGAGGGGUCUCCAGAGGCCAUUACAGAGGAAGAGCACACUAAAAAGAAACACAGAAGAAAUCGUACCACUUUCACCACUUAUCAGCUUCACGAGCUAGAACGAGCCUUCGAGAAGUCCCACUACCCAGACGUCUAUAGCCGUGAGGAGUUGGCAAUGAAGGUUAACUUGCCUGAAGUUCGAGUUCAGGUGUGGUUCCAGAACCGAAGGGCCAAGUGGAGACGACAAGAAAAGAUGGACACCAGCACCAUGAAGCUCCAUGAUUCCCCCAUGCUAUCCUACAAUCGUCCUCCGAUGCCACCUAGCGUGGGGCCAGUGGGCAACCCAAUGCCACUAGAUCCAUGGCUGACCUCGCCUAUCUCCAGUGCCACAGCCAUGCAUACCAUCCCAGGGUUUAUGGGUUCACCACAGGGCCUGCAGCCUGCCUAUCCAAGCCACAGCUUCCUCAACACCCCACCUGGCAUGGUCCAAGGUAUGCAGCCAAUGGGCCCUCCUUCCUACCAGUGCCCACUCAGCUUCAAUGAUAAAUACCCGAUGGAGGAAGACAGAAGUUCAAGCAUCGCAGCACUUAGGAUGAAGGCCAAAGAGCACAUUCAGUCAAUGGAUAAAACCUGGCAGCACAUGUGAUGUGGCACUGUAGAAGGACUUUUGAGCUGCUCCCGUGAAUGUUUACAAACUGCUUUUCCAUGGUUUGUUUCAUGUACCCAUGGCAAGGAUGCAUGACACCAAAUGAGUCAGACAUUUUUUUCACUGACGCUAUUAUGCAACUCUGAAAAUAAACUUCUUGUGAUGAAAAAAA
Etheostoma spectabile (orangethroat darter) is the source of this 1623-nucleotide messenger RNA. RefSeq names its product retinal homeobox gene 2 (gene rx2). The record is from RefSeq and is a predicted model, not a curated record. Lineage: Eukaryota; Metazoa; Chordata; Actinopteri; Perciformes; Percidae. The transcript has 4 exons. Gene Ontology annotation, biological process: positive regulation of transcription by RNA polymerase II. Gene Ontology annotation, molecular function: DNA-binding transcription factor activity, RNA polymerase II-specific; RNA polymerase II cis-regulatory region sequence-specific DNA binding. Bases 480 to 1451 code for a protein of 323 amino acids.